AUGACUGCUUCAACACCAUACAAAAUAGAACAUCCUUUUAAAGUUGCUAUAAUUGGAUCAGGCAAUUGGGGUACAGCAGUAGCCAAAUUAGUUGCUGAAAAUUGUGCUGAAAAACCUGAAAUUUUUCAAAAGGAAGUACCAAUGUGGGUAUAUGAAGAAGAAAUAGAGAAUGAUAAAGGACAAAAAAGAAAGUUGACAGAAAUAAUAAAUAAUGAUCAUGAAAAUGUUAAAUAUUUACCAGGAAUUCAAUUACCAACUAAUUUAGUUGCAAACCCAGAUAUUGUUGACAUUGUUAAAGAUGCUGAUCUUUUAGUAUUCAAUAUUCCUCAUCAAUUUUUACCAAGAAUAAAUAAACAAUUGAAAGGUAAUGUUAAACCAACAGCAAGAGCCAUAUCAUGUUUGAAAGGUUUGGAAGUUGAUUCAGAAGGUUGUAAAUUAUUGUCUACUUCAGUUACAGAUGAUUUGGGAAUAUAUUGUGGUGUUUUAUCUGGUGCCAAUAUAGCUACUGAAGUUGCAAAGGGUAAUUGGUCUGAAACUUCAGUUGCAUACACAGUCCCAAAAGAUUUCAGAGGAGAAGGUAAAGAUAUUGACGAAUACGUAUUGAAACAAGUUUUCCAUAGACCUUACUUUCAUGUAAGAGUUAUUCAAGAUGUUGUUGGUGCCUCGAUUGCUGGAGCUUUAAAAAACGUUGUCGCUUGUGCAGUAGGAUUCGUUGUUGGAGCAGGAUGGGGUGAUAAUGCAAAAGCUGCAAUAAUGAGAAUUGGUAUAAAAGAAAUCAUUCAUUUCGCAUCUUAUUGGCAAAAAUUUGGUAUAAAAGGCUUAGCACCACCAGAUCCAUCGACUUUUACUGAAGAAAGUGCAGGAGUUGCUGAUUUAAUAACGACUUGUUCAGGAGGUAGAAAUGUGAAAGUUGCUAAAUACAUGGUUGAACAUAAAGUAGAUGCAUGGGAAGCUGAAAAAACAGUCUUAAAUGGUCAGUCAUCACAAGGUAUAAUCACAUCUAAAGAGGUUCAUGAAUUAUUAGAAGCAUACAAAUUACAAAAUGAAUUUCCAUUAUUCGAAGCCACAUACAAAAUUAUAUAUGAAAAUGGUAAAGUUGAAGAUUUACCAGCAUUACUAGAAGGCGAAGAAUAG
Messenger RNA from Lodderomyces pseudojiufengensis, 1134 nucleotides. RefSeq names its product Gpd2p (gene GPD2). The coding region runs from base 1 to 1134 and encodes 377 amino acids. The record is from RefSeq and is a predicted model, not a curated record. Lineage: Eukaryota; Fungi; Ascomycota; Pichiomycetes; Serinales; Debaryomycetaceae. Gene Ontology annotation, biological process: carbohydrate metabolic process; glycerol-3-phosphate catabolic process. Gene Ontology annotation, molecular function: glycerol-3-phosphate dehydrogenase [NAD(P)+] activity; NAD binding; protein homodimerization activity. The transcript has a single exon. Gene Ontology annotation, cellular component: cytosol; glycerol-3-phosphate dehydrogenase (FAD) complex; nucleus.